UCUUUCUCUCUGCCCUCUGUAAAAACAAGCUGAGCUCUAGAACUUCAGAAAGUGUGCAAAUCAUAGUCAGGAUGAUCAAAAUUGGUCCGGUGGGGCUGGGGAAGCAGUUGCCUCACAAUCACACAGAUUGGGAUGAGAAUGGACAUAGUGAGAUAGUUCAGAUCUUUGUAUCGCAUGGUGAUUCGAAUAAAAUCAAUUCCAUACAAUUCCAGUAUUCUGAGGAUGGAACUUUGGAAUUGUCUAAGAGAUAUGGCGAAAGUUCUGGACACACAUUUGACGUGGUAAGGUUGGAUUAUCCAUCGGAGUAUCUUACCUGGGUCAGCUGUCGUGUGGUCAUUGGAACUUUUGGCGCUUUUGGCGAUGGUAUAAGUUCACUAACAUUUGGUACCAAUCGAACAAAGCGCGGGCCGUUUGGUUGCCCUACCGAAGGAGACAGAGAGUUUCGGAUUCAAUUGGGACCGGAACGGCAAUUCGGUGGAUUUCAUGGUACUACUAUCGACAACCGUGACCGACUAGGCUCCAUUGGGGUCUACCUCAAGCCAAUUAAAACACUCGGCAAGUUCCAGGACAAAAGUGCUAGUCCUUCUGUAUUUGGUGCCGAGGGCCGGGUUUGAUAAAAAUUUUAAAUAAUAUGUUGUUAUGUCAUUUGGACUCCAAAUUUAAUUCUAAAAUUUGGUCAGCAUAGUAUUAUUAAUCUUCAAAUAGCUUGGGAUGUUCCUAUUUUUGAUGUUGUAUGUUGGUGUAAAACUAUGUAAUGUUAGUAUUACGAGUAUAUCUUUGGUACCAAAAGCUUAAUAGACUUUAUUGAUGUAUUAUUAUUAUUAUCUCGUAUGACUAUUUCGUGAGUACGUGAAUGUGCAAGAGAACAGAGUAUGAGUCACACCGACACUAGAGGGAGAUGAGGGUGAGGGUCAUCGGUUCGGUGGAUUUCAUGGCACUGCUGAGCAUGCCCUAAACUCCAUUGGAGUUUAUGUCAAACCAGUCACACCUCCAGACACUCCGAACAAUGUCGCGUGACAUAAGAUGUACUUUGCCAGUUUACUGAUUAUAUGUUUUUGAUGUAUUAUAUGAGUGCACUCCGAACAAUGUUGUGUGAUAUAACAUGUACUUUGCCAGUUUA
This is a messenger RNA of Ilex paraguariensis (yerba mate), 1120 nucleotides long. The record is from the annotation of a GenBank genome assembly. Lineage: Eukaryota; Viridiplantae; Streptophyta; Magnoliopsida; Aquifoliales; Aquifoliaceae.